ACUGCAACAGGAAUGGUGAUCUUACUAGUUCUUCUGUUCGCUUAAACUACGGGCCUCAAAUCAAUCCCCAUUAAAUCAUCGUCGCCUUCUCAGCUUCUUCGAUUCGAUCUACCCUUCUUCUGUCGGCCUCUUCUUCUUCUACUCUUCACCCACCCAUUUCAAGAAGAGGAAGAAACAGAGUUUAUCCAGAAGAAAGUUGUAGGAGAAAAUGUCGCUGUGCAGCGUGAAAAUGGCGGAGGAAGUGUGGUUAACGUGUCUCACCCACGCUUUAUCUACUGAGACCGAAGAGAUCAUGGGCCUUCUUCUCGGCGACAUUCAGAACUCACAAAAUGGGGGUGUGACUGCACUAAUUUGGGGAGCAUUGCCACAACCACGUUCUGAUCGGCGGAAGGACAGAGUAGAAACUAAUCCUGAACAGUUGACUGCUGCUUCUGUUCAGGCUGAAAAAAUGACUUCAGCAACAGGAAGAACAACAAGAGUAAUUGGUUGGUACCACUCGCAUCCUCACAUCACUGUUCUUCCUUCCCAUGUUGAUGUGCGGACACAGGCUAUGUAUCAGCUACUUGAUUCUGGAUUUAUUGGGCUGAUAUUUUCAUGUUUUAGUGAAGACGCGCAUAAGGUAGGAAGAAUCCAAGUCAUUGCUUUCCAGUCCUUGGAUGGCAAGCAGAGUCACAUGUUGAGAGCAGUUCCUCUCUCCCCUAUUAAUAGAAGUGCACUUAUCGAUUUAGAAUCAUCUUUUAGUUCAUCAGAGAAUGCAUCCACUAAAUCUAGUUCUGGAAGAGCAGAAAUUCUUGAACAAGAUACGGGCAACUCAGGAGCUACUGCUGGGGCUUUUAAGGGUGGAAGAUCAUCAGAUCCUGGAGGUUUCUUUGGCAGUACUGAUGCCAAUUACUCAGGGACCGAAAGAAUGGGAGCAAACUACCGUGCCGAAAACUUAGAUAAUGCUAUUGUUGAUAUAGACCCCAUGGAUAUGUCAGACAGUAUGCAAGAGGCGUUGCAUCGUUCAAAUUUGGACAUGAGUGGUGCAGAGUUUGUCAGGAAGGAAAUCCCCCUAUAUGUCUUGCCAACCUCGGCACUUCUCAAGCUUGAUUGCCCCUUGGCAUCAUUUACAGAUUUGCAACUUGUGCUAUUUGAAGAGGAGCAAACAGCAUAUAACCAAGCCAUCUUACAAAAUGUGAGGGAUGGGAAAGUGCACCCGCUUACUUUCAUCCAUCACACAUCAACUUAUCAGGCAUCCAUGUGCAAAUUAAUGGAGUACUGCUUAAGUCCUGCCAUAAAUGCUCUCCAUGACCGUUUGAGAGAAAAUGAAAUUCGGUUGGCAAUGCUAGCUGAUGAAGCCAAGACAUUGGAGACAGAGGCCUUUAAAGGCAGCGACUCAAGUUUGAGUUCGCCUCGUAAUGUUUCAUCGCGUGGCUUUCGAACAAGCACCUCAUUUGGCAGAGAAUUGUAUAGCCCUACUGAAGCUGUCAAUUUGAGAAAUGUUGCUGGCAGCAGAAAGGGAUCUUAAUCUAAUGGACUGGUCCUUACAGCAAUACUUCCCAGAGAAUUUUGAAAGUUACCCGCUAGCAUUUUCUUCCCCCCCCCUAAACUCCUUGCAGGUUCGAUGGUGGCGCAAGUUUAGAUUGGAUGAUGCCAGAAUUACAUGAUUUGUUGUAAAUUUUGGUCAAAAAUUCAGCUGCUGUAGAGGAAUUGUUGAUUUAGAUUCAAGUUUCAAAUCGUUAUCUUCUAAAUGGUGGCGCUUGAAAAGUUUAUUUUAUGGGUUCAGUGCAAAGUGGGAUAUGUGAUACCAAUCCCCAGUAUAUAUUAUUGAUAAUGAAUUUAAGUGUGAAUAACUUUUGUUAAGGGUUUGAAAA
Molecule: messenger RNA, 1853 nt
Organism: Diospyros lotus (date-plum)
Lineage: Eukaryota; Viridiplantae; Streptophyta; Magnoliopsida; Ericales; Ebenaceae
Exons: 10
Coding region: 209-1507 (432 amino acids)
Biological process (GO): double-strand break repair
Cellular component (GO): BRCA1-A complex; BRISC complex
Molecular function (GO): metallopeptidase activity; cysteine-type deubiquitinase activity; polyubiquitin modification-dependent protein binding
Source: RefSeq, a predicted model, not a curated record